AUGCAGGGCCCAGAGGAUAUCGCUGCUACUGUCACAACGCGCGGGUGUCCAGCUCGCAAGCUGAUACUCUUCGAGGAACCAGCGUUACAACGCGUCUCUUUGGGCAGAUACGACGUGUCCUGUGGGUCGCUGGAGUCUCUUUACGGUGAGGACAGCUCGUAUCAGGAGCAGGCGGUGUCUAUGAAAGACUAA
Fusarium fujikuroi IMI 58289 is the source of this 192-nucleotide messenger RNA. RefSeq lists its product as uncharacterized. The record is from RefSeq and is a predicted model, not a curated record. NCBI's taxonomy places the organism in Eukaryota, Fungi, Ascomycota, Sordariomycetes, Hypocreales, Nectriaceae. Bases 1 to 192 code for a protein of 63 amino acids. The transcript is spliced from 2 exons.